AUGCAGUCUUUCAGAAAUGAAUUGAGACAAUCCUCCGGCGAGAGCGCCGACAACAUCCGCAGCCGUUACGUUCCCAGCUCCAUCUACAGCGCCAGUGGACCAGCCGAACACUCGCCGGCGACUGGCCACGUGCCCAGCUUCAUGUCGGGGGCAUUGCGAGGCCCAUUCGAGGAGGAAUCAACGCCCCGUCUCCCACCGGUACAGCAGAUCCAAAAUGCUCCACGAAACUCGACCCUUCUCAAUAUCAACGAUCCCGUCGCGAUGCACCUGUUGGCAGAAACAGCAAUCAGUGACAGCCGAGACUUCGAGGUCCUGUCGUUUGACGAGGUGGAACAACUGAAAAAAGAGAGGACCUAUCUGAAGGCCAAGGUCGAAUCUACGAGAAGAAGGUUGGCGUUGGAAAGCAAAGUCCGCGAUGCCGCACAGUCUCUCAACCGCCUCUACUCGACGCGAGAAUCUCCGGACGGGCCGGGAUCGCCCAAGAAGUCACGUCGAAGUUUGCUGGGGAGCAAACGCAGCGAGAACGAUGCGGUUCACCGUGCGGAUGGCGAAUAUGCGGCGAGCAUGAAAAAGGUGGAGGAUUUGUCGCGCGAACUGUUUCAGUUGGAAAAGCGGCUCGAGCACACAGAGAGACGCAUUUUGAUGCACACGGCCGGCAUUCUGCAAAUGACGCACAGGGGUUUGAAGAAGAACAUUCGACGGAAUGAACUGCCUCGAAGCCCGGAGAGCAUGACCAGUCACCACGGACGUGGCUCGGUGGAUUUUGACGAGCGCAGUCUGUAUCAAGUUCCGGACUAUGUGACGGAGUUUGGUCACAUCCCGAACAAAGGCCAUGCUGGAAGUAUCGAUCCUCGGGCUGCCGACGGUGUUGCGAAUCGUCUACUACAAUUGAACCAGCGCGUACACCUGAUGAUCACCCAGGUCAACCUGCAGGAACACUUCGACCCUCCUCCACAACCCACCGAAGACCAUCUGGUCGGCCGUGUCGAUGAACAAAUCCAAGCAUAUCUGGGCUAUAUGUCGCAAGGCCUCGACGCGAUGGAAGCUGCUCAAGCUCGAUCCAGUGGGGCCAUGCAACAGUCAAUAUACGACACAGAAGAGCAGCUUGAGGAUGUCAACAUACGACUCCAUGAGAUACUGCAACGGACCAAUUCCGUCGCGCAUAGCCCAGUCCCGCAGGACGAGCCCAGGGGAAAGGAUCUGCACUCUCAGUUGGCUUUCUCGGCCUCCGUCGUAGAGCGUCUGACCCGGCGUAUUGAGACCCUCGUGGAACAGAAAGCCAUCCUUACACGCCAGAUUCAACAGCAGCGAGAACUCAACAACAGGUCGGAAGUCCACCGAGAUGCCACAAUCUCUCACUUGAUGGAGGAGGCCGAAGGGAGCAAAGUCUCCCAACAGCUUGACCACCUGCAAAAUGAAGAAUCUGAUGCCCAUCGCGAGCUGCUCUCGGAACAACUUCACCAAGCCCGACAAAGAAUUGCUGUUCUGGAACAAGAACGAGCUGCCGGACAAGGCCAGGGCGCUGGGCGUGGAUUGGAGGACAACCACGACGGACUGGAAUCGCAACUACAGCGGCUCAACGCAGAUCUCGUGGAAAAGGAAAGGGAAGCAAUCAAUCUCGCAGCAAGCCACGCAAAAGAUCGAGAAGAGCAUGCGGAGACUACUGCGGCACUGCAGAAGCAGAUCGACGAUGUCAACACUGCGAAGUCAGCGGCUGAGUCUGAAGUCUCGAAGCUGCGUCAAGAGAUGACAGAACUGGAGUCGGAAGUCGUGCGAGCACAAACCGAACUGACCAUGGUCAAGGCUGAGUUGGAUGGGGCGUAUGGCACACGCGCUCAACGAGCAGCGGACGUAUCCAUGAACCCUGCUGUCCAGAAGGAGCUCGACGCCCUCAACGCACGGAACAGUGAGCUUGAGAGUCAACUUGGCCUGCUCAGAAAAGAACACGAGGCGAAGGACAUGGACAUUGUGCAGCUGCAGAACAAAGUCACUGCUCUCCAGACCGAGCUCAAGGAGAUGAUCGGGGAGUAUGAAGCCAUGACCAAGCAGAGCAUUGAGGACGAGAAAGAACGAGAGCGGCUGGAAGAGAACGUCGACGCGAUCCAGCGGAGGUGUGAAGAUCUGGAGAACCAGCUCAACGAAGAAAAGGUCAAGUCGCUUGGCUCGAGUGUCUCAGCGCCCACGGACACGACCUCUGCAAUGGUCUUGAGGAAUGAAUUCCGAAAGAUGAUGCGCGAGACCCGGGCCGAGAAUCUGAAAGUACUCAAGGCCGAGCAAGAAGAACGACGUCGUCUUGAGGGCAUCAUCAAGAGCUUGAAGAAGAACCAACAACAGCUGUCGACAGCUUCAAAGCCAACGCCGGCCACACCCCGGGAGCCAGCCGUGGCUACUUGA
This is a messenger RNA of Cladophialophora carrionii CBS 160.54, 2394 nucleotides long. RefSeq lists its product as uncharacterized. The record is from RefSeq and is a predicted model, not a curated record. The transcript is spliced from 3 exons. NCBI's taxonomy places the organism in Eukaryota, Fungi, Ascomycota, Eurotiomycetes, Chaetothyriales, Herpotrichiellaceae. Bases 1 to 2394 code for a protein of 797 amino acids.